GACUGAGUCAGGGGAGAGGGAAAUGGAGGGAGGUAUGAAAAGGUUCAGAACAUAUCAGAGCCGGCACCGAUGACCCAGGAAAGGCGGAGCCUACAAUGGUCCAUUGUUGGUUGGGGAAAGAGGGUGUACUAUCAUCUCUGAUUUGUCCUGAUUGUUUCCCUCUCCCCUGGACUCUCAGACUGUAGAAGGGUCUCGGCCCUAAACGUCACCUGUUCCUUUUCUCCAGAAAUGCUGCCUGACCCGCUGAGUUACUCCAGCACUUUUCUUCAAUCUUCUAUCUUCAAUAUAUAGGGAAGGUAGACACAUAAUGCCGGAGUAACUCAGUGGGUUCAAUAUUCAAUAUAUAGUGGUUGCAUUCCCGAGGCAGUGUUAGCUGUGGUGAGGAGGAUAUGUGGACACAAACAGGGGAACUAGCGGGCCGAAUAGGGGGGGGGAGACGGAGAGGAAGUGCAAGGGUGGCUUGAAAUGAGAUAAAUCAUGGUACAAUCUUCUGUUCUGACUAUUUUAGCUCCACCCAACAGUUAGUUCUACUGCAGCGGCAGCAGGGCAGGGCAGGGCAGGGCUUCAUAUAACGUACAUCAUACAGCUGUUACUCACCGAGUCCACUGCAACGCUGUCGAGGAUGGACAACGAGACGAGGGAAUGCUCUGCUGGGGACAUCGCUUCAUCCUACAACCCCCCAGUCAUCCUUAUAACCUUUGUCCUGGGAUUCAUUGGGAAUUCAAUCGCUCUGUGGAUCUUCUCUUUCCACGUGAAAUCCUGGACACCCAACACAGUGUAUUCGCUGAACCUGGCCAUCGCGGACACGCUGCUGAUCUGCUGCCUGCCCUUUCGAGCCGACUACUUUGUCCGUGGCAAGGACUGGAUCUUCGGCGACGUUCCCUGCCGCCUGAAAGUGUUCAUGAUCUCCUUAAACCGGAUCUGCAGCAUCAUCUUCUUGAUGGUCAUAGCCAUCGACCGCUAUUUUAAGGUGGUCCACCCGUUCCAUAGACUUAACAAGAUAUCUCCCAAGUGUGCGGCGAAGCUAGCGGGGGUCCUGUGGGUUGUGGCGGUGGCGAUAUGUUCUCACUUGCUGCAGGACCGACACGAUUUUAAGCACCAAAACGUGACCAACUGUGAACCUUUCAAGAUAGAUCACGACCUGGGUCCCACGGCUAUCUGGACCUACACUAUUUUUAUUGUCUUCAAAGUUCCUUUUGCCGUUUUCGGUGAUUCUUUUCUCCACCACCCGCAUCGUCUGGAGGCUAAAGCAGAUGAAAGCUGAAAUGAGGGCGAAUUACACGCGAGCGAUGAAGCUUGUGAUCGCAGUGUCCACUGUCUUUGUUCUCUGCUUCCUGCCGACCAACGUCGCCGUGGUCGCCGUCUUAAUCACCAAGCUACGAAGUGCCACGGACUGCAAGUCCUACAUGGUGGCGGUGGACAUCUUCCACAAUACUUUGUUCAUCACUUACUUCAACAGUGUGAUGGACCCAGUCAUUUACUACUUUUCAAGUUCGGCGUUCAAAGAUGCUUUCAAAAAACCUUUUCAUUGUCUCAGUUCAAGUCACUCGAGAUCAGACCCGGACUUGGAAAAGCAUGAUGUCAAAAUAAAACUGGAAGUGGAUUGAAUACUGAACAGUAAUCCCAGACUGCCCGUCCGCGUCUCAUUCUGGGAGAUGAAGGAAAUGUGUAAUAUCAGAAUAGUCAUCGUUUUACAGGCCAUUCCGCCCAACCUGCCCACAACAGCCAACAUGCCCCAUCCACACGAGUCCCACCUGCCUGUAUUUGGCACAUAUCCCUCCAAACCUGUCCUAUCCAUUUUCUGAAACGUUACCACAGGACCAGCCUCAACUACCUCCUCUGGCAGCUCGUUGCAUACACCAUAUAACCAUAUAACAAUUACAGCACGGAAACAGGCCAUCUCGACCCUUCUAGUCCGUGCCGAACACGUAUUCUCCCCUAGUCCCAUCUACCUGCGCUCAGACCAUAACCCUCCAUUCCCCAUUCCUUUCCCGUCCAUAUAACUACCCAAUUUAUUUUUAAAUGAUAAAAACAAACCUGCCUCCACCACCUUCACUGGAAGCUCAUUCCACACAGCCAUCACUCUCUGAGUAAAGAAGUUCCCCCUCAUGUUACCCCUAAACUUCUGUCCCUUAAUUCUCAAGCCAUGUCCCCUUGUUUGAAUCUUCCCUACUCUCAGUGGGAAAAGCUUAUCCACGUCAACUCUGUUUAUCCCUCUCAUCAUUUUAAAAACCUCUAUCAAGUCCCCCUUUAACCUUCUGCGCUCCACAGAAUAAAGCCCUAACUUGUUCAACCUUUCUCUGUAACUUAGUUGCUGAAACCCAGGCAACAUUCUAGUAAAUCUCCUCUGUACUCUCUCUAUUUUGUUGACGUCCUUCCUAUAAUUAGGCAACCAAAAUUGUACUCAGAUUCAGAUUCAGAUUCAGAUUCAAUUUUAAUUGUCAUUGUCAGUGUACAGUACAGAGACAACGAAAUGCAUUCUGCAGAAUUGUACACCUACCACACUCUGCAUGAAAAUGUUACAACUCAGGUUCCUAUUAAAUCUUUGCCCCCUCACCUUAAACCUCUGGUUCUCGGUUCCCCUACUCUGGGCGAGAGUGCUUCUACCCAAUCUAUCCCUUUCAUGAUUUUGUACCUCUAUAAGAUCACCCCUCAUCCUCCUGUGCACCAAGGAAUAGUGUCCUAGCCUGCUCAACCUCUCCCUAUAAGCUCAGGAAUAUGUAAAUAAAAACCAUAGUGAAUAAGUGUACAAACCCUGGAAUAAUGUUAACC
Molecule: messenger RNA, 2772 nt
Organism: Leucoraja erinaceus (little skate)
Lineage: Eukaryota; Metazoa; Chordata; Chondrichthyes; Rajiformes; Rajidae
Product: hydroxycarboxylic acid receptor 2-like
Exons: 1
Coding region: 623-1264 (213 amino acids)
Biological process (GO): G protein-coupled receptor signaling pathway
Cellular component (GO): membrane
Molecular function (GO): G protein-coupled receptor activity
Source: RefSeq, a predicted model, not a curated record